UUCAUCAUUUAUCAUAUAGUCUUCCCCAUUAAAAGAGCGAUUCCAUCAAAUGAAGAAAAUUCUUGUGGUUUUGCAGAAUGUUAUUGUUUAGACUGUCCUUUUUUUUUUUGUUCUGUCCAAUACAUGUUUGAUAAUUGAUAAUAUGCCUCAAUGGAAUACCCUCUUGUUUAAGCAAUUUGUUCUUUCUCACCUUCCUAACAUUAAGAUAAAUGGGCAUGUGAACAUUGCUUCUUGGAUGAGAAAAACUGCUUAAAUUACUCCAAUAAUAGCAUUAAGUUCUCAAUACGUUCUAUUUUUUCAAGAAGGAAUAAUUUAAUCAAUUCUGACAUUGAUGUUAUCCAUACGUUUUUGUAUGGAGUAUGUGUGUAAUGUGCAUUAAAAACAAAUCUUAGCCUUAUAAAGUUUCAAUCUGAUAUUUGUUUGUUUAGCAGACUUUGCCAAAUUGCUAAUUUAUAUGUUUUAUGUAUCUGAAUAUUCCUGCUAUGAACUUGUCCAUUUUGAUAUGACUCUUCAUCUGAAUAUAUGAAAUUGUCCAUUUUUUUAUGCAACAUUUUAGUUCCUCUUGCUUUUUUCUCGAGUCUCAACAAAGUGUAAUAGUUCUAACUAGUUAUUAGAUUCGGGUUAUGUCCUGAGUAAGAAAAAUUUUCAUUUAUUAAUAUUGUAUCUUAAAAUGAUAACACUAAAUACCAUUUGGUUGAGUGAUUAAGACUUUAGUAUAUAAUCUCGGUCAUGAGAUCAAAGCCCAUACUAUGCAAUCUCUAAUUUUUUUAUUGUACAUGAAGUAAAACUCACUUAAGAGAGUGCCAUGUGACCCCGUUUUUUGUUUAGUAUCGUCUUUCAAGAGUUUUAUAUUGAUUUUAAUGAACAAGUUGUUUAUGUUUAUAUUACAAAGUUACCUACGUAAUAAGAAUAAAUCCAUUAUGUGAGGGAAGUUUAAUGUGCUUAUUUGCGCAAAACUCGCCAAUGUAUAGCAAACAAUGCUGUCAAAGAAAUAUUAUAUCCAUAAAUGCAUAAUAAACUCAACAAGUUGACUAGUCAUUUUUUUUUUCCUGAGAGAUGGGCAUAUAGUAUAUGGUUAGCUGUUAAUAUUAGCUGUAAAAUCUAGAUAUGCAUACCAUGGAAAAACCUGUUGUUUGGGCUUUAUUAUUAUGUUUUGUUGCAGUUGUCAAUGGAGUUCAGACUACAGACCUCGGUCAGAAUGGAGCGUCUGCAGGUACCACGCAGCCUUACAGGACUGCUUACCACUUCCAGCCUCUCAAGAACUGGAUGAAUGGUGAGUUGAACUCAAACUGAAAGUUUUUUUUGUUAGAAGUGUCUAUAUAUGAUGCUGACUAUUUCUGUCUACUACAUAUAUGUGGAUGUAAUUAAUGGCGGUGUUGUUGAAUCGGGACAAUGGACUCACAGAUCCUAAUGGACCAUUGUAUUAUAAGGGUGUUUACCAUCUGUUCUAUCAGUAUAAUCCUUAUUCUGCAAUAUGGGGGAACAUGACAUGGGGUCAUUCAAUAUCAAAUGAUCUUGUAAACUGGGUUCACCUCGAGCAUGCCCUUAAUCCAAUCGAGCCUUAUGAAUUGGGUGGUUGCUUCAGUGGGUCAAUCACAAUGCUUCCAGGGGGAAGACCUGUCAUAUUCUACACUGGAGCAGAUACUAAUAAUUUCCAGUCACAGAAUUUGGCAUUUCCAAAGGAUCCCUCUGAUCCCCUUCUCAGGGAAUGGGUGAAAUCACCUCAUAAUCCUGUAAUUACUGCAGAAGAUGAUAUUGAGCCUAGUGAUUUCAGAGACCCAACAACAGCUUGGCAAGCUGUUGAUGGCACAUGGCAAGUGCUUAUUGGUGGAAAGAUAGAUGGUCGAGGAAUGGCGUAUCUGUACCAAAGUAAUGAUUUUAUCAAUUGGACUAGAAGUGAGAAGAUUUUUCACUCCUCAGUUAAAACUGGAAUGUGGGAGUGUCCGGAUUUCUAUCCUGUAAGCAUUAAUGGAAAAGAUGGAGUAGACAACUACCUUGAGAAGGGAAAUACCAAAUUUGUUCUCAAGGCAAGCUUUCUUGAUCAUGAUCAUUAUAUACUAGGCUAUUAUAAGGCUGAAACAGAUGGGUUUCAGGUAGAAGCAACUGACUUCAUGGAAGCUAAUACUGAUUGGAGGUAUGACUAUGGAGGUAAAUUUUAUGCUUCAAAGACAUUUUUUGAUGGUGGGAAAAAAAGACGAAUAUUAUGGGCAUGGAUAAUGGAGGCUGACAGUAGAGCAAACGACAUAAAGAAAGGAUGGUCAGGGCUUCAGUCGAUUCCUCGAGCAGUGUGGCUUAGUGCUAGUGGAAAUCAAUUAAUGCAGUGGCCAGUCGAAGAGAUUGAAAGUCUUCGCAAGGAUGAAGUAGAAAUCCAAGACAAGGAGCUCAAGAAAGGGUCAUUGGUUGAGGUAGUUGGCAUCACAGCAGCACAGGCUGAUGUGGAAAUCUCCUUUGAAUUGCCGAAUUUAGAAGAUGCUGAGCAGAUGGAACCUAGUUGGACUGAUCCUCAAUUGCUCUGUGCUCAGAAGAAUGCAGCAGUUGAAGGCAGAUUGGGACCAUUUGGCUUGCUGGUUUUGGCUUUCAGUAACUUAACAGAGGAAACUGCAAUUUUCUUCCGGGUGUUCAAAAAUCAUAGUAGGCAUAUAGUUUUGUUGUGUAAUGAUUUGAGCAGAUCCUCAUUAAGUAGAGAUGUUCGUAAAACUACUUUCGGAGCUUUUCUUGACAUCAAUCCCCUUCAGGAGAGCAUUUCACUUAGAACCUUGAUCGAUCAUUCCAUUGUUGAAAGUUUUGGUGGGGGAGGAAAGGCAUGCAUCACAGCUAGAGUUUACCCAGUUUUAGCAGUUGACAAGGAAGCAAAAUUGUUUGCAUUUAACAAAGGUAGCCAUAAUAUUAAGAUCUCGAAGCUCAAUGCUUGGAGCAUGAAAGAAGCCAAAAUUCUUCCUAUUAUGAAAAGAAGAAAGCCCCCUGUCUAACAUUGAAGAUUUGAAGUCCUGCAGAAGUAGAAAACAAGGCAUUAAAGCAUGAAAGAAGCCAAAAUUCUUCCUAUUUGUCUUGUUCCAAAAUUGAUGGAUUAUAGGCCUCGACUUUCAUACAUAAGAUUCUUUUAUGAUCAUUAGUUGUUUCAGUCAUCUUAGUUUUCUAUUAAAAAUAUUUCUCGUGUCGAGUAGUA
Beta vulgaris subsp. vulgaris (sugar beet) is the source of this 3166-nucleotide messenger RNA. It is a transcript of the gene BIN46, whose product is annotated as beta-fructofuranosidase, insoluble isoenzyme CWINV3. The record is from RefSeq and is a predicted model, not a curated record. The coding region runs from base 1368 to 2969 and encodes 533 amino acids. Gene Ontology annotation, biological process: carbohydrate metabolic process. The transcript has 6 exons. Gene Ontology annotation, molecular function: hydrolase activity, hydrolyzing O-glycosyl compounds. Lineage: Eukaryota; Viridiplantae; Streptophyta; Magnoliopsida; Caryophyllales; Amaranthaceae.